This is a messenger RNA of Mesorhabditis belari, 1218 nucleotides long. Lineage: Eukaryota; Metazoa; Nematoda; Chromadorea; Rhabditida; Rhabditidae. The record is from the annotation of a GenBank genome assembly.
AUGACCAAUCCAAUCGCCGUACAAAUGCACAAACCACCACAGAGUCGAAAUGAGAUUUUACCGAUUUGGAGUGAACACGGUGCUUCGAUCAUUCUCGAAUUGUUGCGACUUUUGGCCGCUCUAAAAGAUACCUCAAAAGCACAUAAAGAUCAAUAUUGGAGAUCAUUGAGAGAUGAACGCUUGGUGCCUUUUUUAGGUUUUGCUUUAACAAAUGGAAGACAUGAACAGGUUUAUAAUGCCUUAGUCGUUCUAAAUCACUGUGCUCAAGUGCACGAUUUUCCGACAAGAAGACUUGCUGAUAUGAUUGCAUCAAAUAUCAUUGAAAAACGCUUAAAAGAAAAUCCCUUGUCGAGUUCAGCCUCUUUGAAUACAAGCAACGAAGCGAGAAGAUCAACUGAAACCGAGGUCAUUUUCGAGCCAAUAAACCAAGAGUUAAAUGGAAAAAACGUGAGAAAAGUGCUCGAUGAUGUGCUGGAUCGAUUGAGGAGAGAUUUUGAUCACGGAGCGCUUAAACAAUCCGAUGUGGUGGCCGUUUAUGAAGGGAAAAUUGCACAAAUGCUACGAAAAGAAAAGAGCUUGAAGAUAUCAAAAAUGAGAACAUUGAUCACAGAAAAUGAGCGCCUCGUUGAUGAGAAGAUGAAGACAGAAAAGGAACUCUUUGAUGCAUUGACGGCAAAAGAUUUACUCGUUGAAGAGAAUCGACGUGAAGUGGAUUUGAGUGGACAAUUGAGACAAGCUGCGAAAGAAAUGAAGGAGAAAUUUGAGAGAGCUUCGACACUCGCCCUCGAGAAACAGCAACGAUGCGAGGAGCUGCUUGAAGAGAAAAAAGUGCUCACAGCUGAUCUAGCUGAAUCCCGUCAACAAUCGGCCACUCUAUCGGUGAAUAAAGAUAAUGAGAUCGAUGAGUUGAAGAAGAGUUUAUCGGAGACGAGGAAACGAGCGGUAUUUUCCGAGGAAGAGUUGCACGCGUGCAAAGAGAAAUUGACACGAGCGGUUGGGGGACGAGAACAAAAAGAAGAGGAAAUGAGAAGAAAUUUCGAAAUCGAACGAGUGCAAUAUCAAAAAGAUUUCUCUGCAAUGAAAAAUCGUUUGGAAGCCGAGAAGAAAGAGAUGCAGGAAAGGUUAUCCCUGGUGGAAGCCGAGUGCGAGAAAACUCGCCAAGAAAUCGAAAGAGUCAAAAGAAUUCGCGAGGAAAUGCUCAAAUUGGCUGGGAAUUUU